AUGAGUAAGAUAUUGGUGCUAAAUCCUAAUCCUAAUGAUCUAGAUAAAAUAUUAGAAAAAGCUAAUCUUCAAAAUAAGAAAAAUGGUCCCUUUGCUGCAACAAUUUUAUUAGGUGAUGUAAUUCCAGAAGACAAAGAAUUACCAACAAUUACGUUAAAUGAAAGUACUUAUUUUGGACAAGGAGUAAAUGGGAUAUCACAAGAAAUAAAAGAAGCAGAUUCAUCAUUAAUUGAUAUACUGGAUAACCUAACUUACGUAAAACCACCAUUCUCAAUUAUAAAGUUAAUCACAGGUACAACAAUAUUAAUCCUAUCAGGUCCACUAACAAAAGAAACAAUAACUAAAACUUCAAAAAUUAGAAUCAAAUUAGAUCUUUUAUUUACUUACAAAUGGCCAUCAGCAAUAGCACAAGUUGAAAAGUAUACACAAGUAUCGGAUGAUCUAGUAGAUUUGUUAGUGCAACAAAUAAAACCAAAAUAUCAUUUUGCAGUAGGAACAGAAGAAGGUAUAUUUUGUGAACUAGAACCUUUUAAAUGGUCAAGUGGAGAAAUUACGAGGUUUAUAAGUUUAGGUCAAGAAGGAAGUGGUGGGAAAUGGUUUUAUGCAUUCACUUUAGAAGAUAAAGAAGAUACUGAUUUAAAAUUUAUAGAUAAUCCAUUCACUUCGAAAAAAAGAGUAGCAGAAGUUAAUAAGGCACCAGUUAAGAAAGCUAAAGUAGUAACACCAGAUGAAUGUUUCUUUUGUUUAAGUAAUCCCAAAACUGAAACUCAUAUGAUUGUCUCAAUUGGAUCGCAAGCUUAUUUAACUAUUGCAAAAGGUCCAUUAACAAGAUCAAAUAAAGAUUUAUCAUUUUCUGGUCAUGGAAUUAUUAUACCUAUUCAACACGUGUCAAGUAUAAAAAAGGAAGAUGAAUUGAUACGACAAGAAAUCAAUAAGUUUCAAACCACAAUAUAUUCUGCAUUUGUCAAACAAAAACCAUUUUUAGCAUUAAUUGUGUUUGAAGUUAAUAGAUUUAAUAAUGUUCAUCAUAAUGUUCAAUUUUUACCCGUAUAUGAAUCAAUACUAGAUAAAUUUGAAAAUUCCUUAAAUUUUAGAGUAAAAUUAAAUAAUGAAAAAUCUAAAAGAAAUCAAGAAUUGAAAUUUGAAAAAUUUACUGAAAAUGAUCCAGAACUUACACAAUUUGAAAAUUCAGAUUUUAUAAAAUUUACAAUAUAUUCACAAACAGGUAUAAAGAUUUAUAUAACAAAACUACACCCCGAUCAAAAUUUUGAUUUCCAAUUUCCUCGUAGAGUAUUAGCACAUUUAUUAAAUUUACCAGAUCGAUUACAAUGGGAUAAAUGUCAACAACCUAAAUUUAAAGAAAUGUCAGAUUGUGAAGAAUUUAAAAAAUUUUAUACUGAAUUUGAUUUCACUUGA
Lodderomyces jiufengensis is the source of this 1416-nucleotide messenger RNA. RefSeq lists its product as uncharacterized. The record is from RefSeq and is a predicted model, not a curated record. Gene Ontology annotation, biological process: mRNA splicing, via spliceosome. The transcript has a single exon. NCBI's taxonomy places the organism in Eukaryota, Fungi, Ascomycota, Pichiomycetes, Serinales, Debaryomycetaceae. Gene Ontology annotation, molecular function: RNA lariat debranching enzyme activator activity. Bases 1 to 1416 code for a protein of 471 amino acids. Gene Ontology annotation, cellular component: post-mRNA release spliceosomal complex.